UUCUACCUCCCUCCUUGCACCGAGAGCCGAGCCGCCUCUUCCUUUCUCACUCGCAAAAAUGUCGUCUUCCUCCUCGAGCCGAAAGGGUUCGCUCCCGGGACGGGGCGACGGCGGCGGUGGAGGCGAGGGCGUGCUGUCCCGCGUUUCAAGCUCCGUAUCCCAGUCUGCGAUCGUCGCGCGGGGCAGGAUCGCCGCCGCCGAGGCUGCCACCGUGACUAAGAAGCUCCUUCGUAGCACCGGGAAGGCCGCGUGGAUCGCCGGCACCACCUUUCUCAUCCUCAUCGUCCCGCUUAUCAUCGAGAUGGACCGUGAACAACAGCUCAACGAGUUGGAGAUGCAGCAGUCCGCCCUCCUCGGCGCCCCCCCGCCGCCGCUGCCGCCCCAAACGCGGCACGCCUGA
Zingiber officinale is the source of this 400-nucleotide messenger RNA. Its product is annotated as mitochondrial import receptor subunit TOM9-2-like. Gene Ontology annotation, biological process: intracellular protein transport. The transcript has a single exon. NCBI's taxonomy places the organism in Eukaryota, Viridiplantae, Streptophyta, Magnoliopsida, Zingiberales, Zingiberaceae. The record is from RefSeq and is a predicted model, not a curated record. The coding region runs from base 59 to 400 and encodes 113 amino acids. Gene Ontology annotation, cellular component: mitochondrial outer membrane.